Molecule: messenger RNA, 952 nt
Organism: Papaver somniferum (opium poppy)
Lineage: Eukaryota; Viridiplantae; Streptophyta; Magnoliopsida; Ranunculales; Papaveraceae
Product: coatomer subunit zeta-1-like
Exons: 6
Coding region: 137-685 (182 amino acids)
Biological process (GO): intracellular protein transport; intra-Golgi vesicle-mediated transport; retrograde vesicle-mediated transport, Golgi to endoplasmic reticulum
Cellular component (GO): COPI vesicle coat
Source: RefSeq, a predicted model, not a curated record
CCAAAAAUUGGCGCUCCGCUCUUCACAGACAAAGCAAAAUUUCUCCUCACUUAGAUUUCAGACCUAACUCCUCUGAUCUCUCUCACUUCGAAUCCCUAAUUCUUCUUCUUGGUUCUCUGUAAAUUUCUUAGAGUAAAUGUCGAAUUUCUCACGGGAAUCAUGUCCAUCGAUAAAGAACAUACUACUAUUAGAUUCAGAAGGAAAUCGUGUAGCUGUGAAGUAUUACUCAGAUGAAUGGCUAACACAAAGUGCUCAAUUGGGAUUUGAGAAAUCUGUGUUUACUAAAACACAGAAGACUAAUGCCAGAACAGAAGCGGAGAUAGCAAUGUUUGAGAACAACAUUGUUGUCUAUAAGUUCUUCCAAGAUCUUCACUUUUUUGUUACCGGUGGGGAUGAUGAAAACGAGCUUAUCUUAGUUACAGUUCUUCAGGGAUUUUUCGAUGCAGUUACGCUUAUCCUAAGGAGCAAUGUUGACAAAAGGGAGGCACUUGAAAACUUGGAUCUUAUCCUUUUAUGCCUUGAUGAGAUUGUUGACGGCGGGAUAAUUCUUGAAACAGAUGCAAGCGUUAUUGCUGGUAAAGUGGAAAGCCAUAGUGUGGAUGCUUCAGCACCUUUAUCUGAGCAGACAAUAUCACAGGCACUUGCCACUGCUCGUGAACAUUUUACAAGAUCUCUUCUCAAGUGAUGAAACCUGUUUUCAAUAUUGCUCAUUUUUCUUCCCUUUUCCCGUUUCUUUUCGGUUUUUUAAUUUUUUUAAAGGUGGUCCAUUUUAUACAGGAUAAACCGGAUCCUUCACCCCAAUUUGUCUUACUAAACAUGAUCUACUUUCACAAUUGUAAUUCGUAAUUUGAUAGGUAUUCAUUUCCUUCGUUUUACAGAUAUACCUGUUAUCUAAAUGAAACCAUUGUGUAACUUGUGUUCUAACAAGAAUGAUCUUCUCACCUUGGUUUCA